Molecule: messenger RNA, 767 nt
Organism: Anopheles nili
Lineage: Eukaryota; Metazoa; Arthropoda; Insecta; Diptera; Culicidae
Product: nucleolar transcription factor 1
Exons: 1
Coding region: 23-739 (238 amino acids)
Source: RefSeq, a predicted model, not a curated record
UUAGGUACGAUUCGUUAUAAAAAUGAGUUCAAAAAGAGGCGAUACUCGCCGAACUCGAGCGCAGAAGCAUCAAAAUUCGUACGCUUUUAAGAACAAUCUGCACGACAAACACACGCCGCUAAUAAAACUGAUUACUAACUUGAACGUGAGCGAAGUUUGUGAACACUGCAAAAGUGUCAUCGAUUGGAAGAUCAAGUAUCGAAAGUACAAACCGCUUACGCAGCCGAAAUCUUGCAGCAAAUGUGGUGAGCGAAAAGUGAAGCGUGCUUAUCAUGUUAUUUGUCGGGACUGUGCCCUGAGCAGCCGAUGCUGUGCGAAAUGUCUCAAGUCGGCGGAUGAAGCAAACAUUAUUCCGCCGGAACCUACGGAACAGGAACAGGUCAAACUGAAGGCGGAAAUGGACCAGCUGAUAAAAUCGUUGCCCGAGCGUAAACGACGAACGUUUCUUCGCUACAUGAAUCGCGGCCAGAAGAAGAAACAGAAGCAUCCUGGUGUGGAACCGAACGAUUCGGAUGAUGAUGAAAAUGAAGGGGCAAAUAAGAAACCUACUGCUGAAAUGUUCCGCACGAGGGAAGAAUUGAUGCAGAAGUUUUCGCAGCUUAAAAUGGCCAGUGGGAAGGAUAGUGAAGAGGACGAUGAUGAUGAGGUCGACGACGAUGGGCUAGAUGAUGAUUUCAGCAGUGAAGACUACGACGACUGUAGUGAUGAAGAUUUAUCCAAAGCUUCCGAUACUAAAUAAAACCAUCGGUUGCAAAGUACAUUAUGAU